AUGACCCCACAAAAAACGUCUACUGGGCAUGGGCAAGGCUUGUCUGUCGCUCACUGCAUCACUCUGCAUUCUCUGGCCAAUGGGAGCCCUCUCUUUCCUCCAAAUCCUCUGUGAAACUCCUCUGCCUUGCCGUUUCCUCCUGGGGAACUGAAUGUACUAACCUCCGCCCCCUUCACGAUGGCUACCACACCUCACUGUGUGAACUCCUGCCGUUUUACCCCUUGAACACUUUCCUUUGGGUUUGCCUUCUCAUUUCCUUGUUUUGUGGGUUAAUGCAUUUACUAUGCAUGCUGCCAACCCUGUCCCCAACCUCAAAUUAGCAAAAUCACAUAUUUUCUGUUUUUCAUGGGUUUGUUAAUCGCAUGACUGACAUAUGGAUGAAGAGUGGCUUGAGAAGGAUGAGAAUCAAAUUAGCUCUUCCAUUCAUUUCUCCUCGUCAUGCUGUCUGCUUCUUAAAUUGAUGUCUGUUUGGCCAAGACUUAUCACUAGGCCUGAAAUGGAAUGAUGCAAAUGAUGCUAACCAGAACCAGACACUCAUUGGAUGAUAACGGAACAUGUUUAAACAGUCCAUUACUCAAUUGAAACCACCAAACAAACAAAUGUGUGUUAAAAUGUUUUUUAUACUAUGUAUUUUGUCUCAAUGUCAUCUAAAUGCAUAAUUUAGCCUUUCCCAUAGUCUUCACUUUGACAUCCCUAGGAAGGUUGAAAAGCACCUCUGUAAAGCCCUUCAAUGACAAACGAUUCCUGGGUUUCUCACUUACAGCUAGAAUACUUUGUUGGUACAUCCAUUUUAAUGAUGUAUUCCCACUUGAUUCUUGAAGAAUAUAACUCAGAAAUGUGGUCCUCUGUAGCUCAGCUGGUAGAGCACGGCGCUUGUAAUGCCAGGGUAGUGGGUUCGAUCCCCGGGACCACCCAUACACACAAAUGUAUGCACGCAUGACUGUAAGUCGCUUUGGAUAAAAGCGUCUGCUAAAUGGCAUAUUAUAUUACUAUAUAAAUGCCUCAUGAGCUUAGUUCAACUGUCGUACUCUGAAAGAACCCAAAAUAUAAGCUUGUUUUACUUCAAUGUUUGUAAACAAUGUAAACAAACACUAUAGCCUCAAAACAUGGUUAAAACUAUCAUCUUGAUACCAUGGUUGGUCAGUCUUUGCAUCCAUAGCUCUGUCUAUUAAUUUGAGUGGUUACAUUUCUCCCAUCCCUCAGCUUUUUACCAAAACAGAAACAGGGUGACCACUUUAUUGUUUCAAUUAAGGAUUCUAGCUUUAAUGGUUUCAGAAAGCAUUUAUUGCUUUCUCAUGAGCUUAUGUUUAUUAAUUUUUUACUUAAUAGUUACAUUAUAAAAUGUGGCCCAUUAGCACAGUAUAAAAUGCACUCUAUAAAUCAUUUUAUAACGAUGUGUAGGAUAAUGUGCAUUCCCUUUGUCUCUGAGGGCAGAGUGCUAAGAAUUAGCAAUGACAUGCCUUCUUAGAAGUGGUCAUUUAUAUAUGACUCAAGCUUUUUAUACUCUUUAAUACAUCAUAGAUUGUCUGUAACAGCCCAGAUGGUAUAUUUAGUGAUACACAGAACAAAUGAAUUGAGCAUUUCUCUGUGGAGCUACAAUGCACUGCACUUUGACAAGGCAGCUUAAAUGCCCCAGAAAAUAGCCAUUAUGAAGGUGGGAUUGUAUAACUAGAUUUUUGUAGAUGUUUAGUCGUGAGCACUAGAAUGUAGAAUCCACCCCCCAACCCUUAUGAGUGUUAUGUUGUAGACCGAUAGCUUCAACAGGGAUUGAUGUUUUUUUCCCUUAGUUUUGGUUUUUGUAGGUUAUUGCACUGUUAUGACUGUUUUUCUUAUUGAAGCCCUGGCAGUGAAAAGUCCCAUAGUCUGGAAAAGGCUCAUCUGAGUAGAUAAUGUUUCCUUGUUGUCUGGUCCUUGUCAUCAUUAUUAGGCUUCUCCUUACAACCUUGUAAGUGUGUUUCUCUGGUGGUAAUCACCACAGCUAAUGGCUGGGGCUGCAUUGCAUCCCAAAUGGCAUCCUAUUCCCUUGAUAGUGUAAUACUUUUGUAGGGCUCUGGUCAAAAUUAGUGCACUAUAAAGGGAAUAGGGUGCCAUUUGGGACUCAACCUGGGUGUCUAUGCUUUGGCUGAAUGAAGACGCUCACUGCGCCAAAUCCGAUUUAGUCUAGUGAGGGUGGAGAUCAGUGAAGUGCAGGAAGAAGAGGCACAAUUAACGUUGAACGGCUUUUAUGAGGAAAUUAGCCGCAGCCGGACCGACAAAUUAUGUUGUGGAUGUAAUGGAAACCCUUUUGAACUCUGAGCCUGAUUGAAUAAAACCGCCUCUCUGAGUUCUUUGAUGUUUUUGAGGCUAGAGAGACUAAUAUUGGUCCAUGAGAGGACUGUUACCCAAUCCCGCAUUGAGUAUGCAAUCAAAUGAGCAUUUCAGAAAAGGCCUGUUUGGCUGAUGGACACAUACUGUCAAUGGUGAGUAGCUUGGGUUACGUUAAUCUAUGCAUAUUCCAUAUAUCGUAGUACUAUAAUAUAAUGUACAGUGAGGGAAAAACGUAUUUGAUCCCCUGCUGAUUUUGUAUGUUUGCCCACUGACAAAGACAUGAUCAGUCUAUAAUUUUAAUGGUAGGUUUAUUUGAACAGUGAGAGACAGAAUAACAACAAAAAAUCCAGAAAAACACAUGUCAAAAAUGUUAUAAAUUGAUUUGCAUUUUAAUGAGGGAAAUAAGUAUUUGACCCCUCUGCAAAACAUGACUUAGUACUUGGUGGCAAAACCCUUGUUGGCAAUCAGAGGUCAGACGUUUCUUGUAGUUGGCCACCAGGUUUGCACACAUCUCAGGAGGGAUUUUGUCCCACUCCUCUUUGCAGAUCUUCUCCAAGUCAUCAAGGUUUCGAGCCUGACGUUUGGCAACUCGAACCUUCAGCUCGCUCCACAGAUUUUCUAUGGGAUUAAGGUCUUGAUACUUGCUAGGCCACUCCAGGACCUUAAUGUGCUUCUUCUUGAGCCACUCCUUUGUUGCCUUGGCCGUGUGUUUUGGGUCAUUGUCAUGCUGGAAUACCCAUCCACGACCCAUUUUCAAUGCCCUGGUUGAGGGAAGGAGGUUCUCACCCAAGAUUUGACGGUACAUGGCCCCGUCCCAUCGUCCCUUUGAUGCGGUGAAGUUGUCCUGUCCCCUUAGCAGAAAAACACCCCCAAAGCAUAAUGUUUCCACCUCCAUGUUUGACGGUGGGGAUGGUGUUCUUGGGGUCCUAGGCAGCAUUCCUCCUCCUCCAAACACGGCGAGUUGAGUUGAUGCCAAAGAGCUCCAUUUUGGUCUCAUCUGACCACAACACUUUCACCCAGUUCUCCUCUGAAUCAUUCAGAUGUUCAUUGGCAAACUUCAGACGGGCCUGUAUAUGUGCUUUCUUGAGCAGGGGGACCUUGCGGGCGCUGCAGGAUUUCAGUCCUUCACGGCGUAGUGUGUUACCAAUUGUUUUCUUGGUGACUAUGGUCCCAGCUGCCUUGAGAUCAUUGACAAGAUCCUCCCAUGUAGUUCUGGGCUGAUUCCUCACCGUUCUCAUGAUCAUUGCAACUCCACAAGGUGAGAUCUUGCAUGGAGCCCCAGGCCGAGGGCGAUUGACAGUUAUUUUGGGUUUCUUCCAUUUGCGAAUAAUCGCACCAGCUGUUGUCUCCUUCUCACCAAGAUGCUUGGCGAUGGUCUUGUAGCCCAUUCCAACCUUGUGUAGGUCUACAAUCUUGUCCCUGACAUCCUUGGAGAGCUCUUUGGUCUUGGGCAUGGUGGAGAGUUUGGAAUCUGAUUUGAUUGAUUGCUUCUGUGAACAGGUGUCUUUUAUACAGGUAACAAGCUGAGAUUAGGAGCACUCCCUUUAAGAGUGUGCUCCUAAUCUCAGCUCGUUACCUGUAUAAAAGACACCUGGGAGCCAGAAAUCUUUCUGAUUGAGAGGGGGGUCAAAUACUUAUUUCCCUCAUUAAAAUGCAAAUCAAUUUAUAACAUUUUUGACAUGCGUUUUUCUGGAUUUUUCUGUUGUUAUUCUGUCUCACUGUUCAAAUAAACCUACCAUUAAAAUUAUAGACUGAUCAUUUCUUUGUCAGUGGGCAAACUGACAAAUCAGCAGGGGAUCAAAUACUUUUUUCCCUCACUGUAUGAGCUUUAUAUAAAUUUUUGGACAACCAUUGGUGCUUAUUUUUGUGCUGAGAGCUAAUACCAGACUGAGACCAUGCCAUGCUGUCCCAUGCAUGUGGUGCAGUGUUGUAGACAGACAACAGAUUCAUCCAGUUUGCAGCAUAGUGACCCCCCCACAUCCUCUGUUCUCUAUCGACAGGCUGAGAGCUGCUCUAGGAAACUGACUUUUCAGUGCUAGUGGUUCACAGAUGAUGGGAGAAAAUAAUGAGGAGAAGAAAGAUAACCGGGCCUUGCGCACCAUGACUGGAGCAGCCAUCACAGACAACCUGGAGGGAUGUGGCCGGGCACUUGGCCUCCAAACCGCUCCCUCUCCUCAACAAUCAGACCAUGUAUGUGCUGUACUGUUUGACUAGGAGCUGCACCUUGCAUAGAAUAGUGAUACUGCCGUUCAUCUGAGCCGCUAUGGUAAAUGGCUUGGGUUUUAUAGCAGCCAAUUAGGAUGGAACUGUGAUGUCAAGUGAACAAAGCCCUGACUUGUUUUUACCUUUUUCUUUUGUGUUAUUGGUUUGUGUGUGAUUAACAAAUCAAACUAUUACAUUUUGCGAAGACUCACAAAUAUUACAUUCUCUCACCUCAAUUUUUCAACAUUAGCAUUUUUUUAAACUCCACCUCUCUUUCGGAAGGUCAAAGAGACUUAUGCCCCUUCAACAUGGCUAAAAAUGCCAUAUUUGGCAUGCUAACAGUUGAAAGAGCAUUCUCCUCCCUGAAUGUAGACAGCUCAUUGACAACAGCUUAUCCACACUUGUUUUAAUAGCCCUUACUUUAAAGAUUCCCAAGACCCCCCUCACCCAAAACUGUCCUCCCCUAUUAGCCUGUAAAAGCUGAAUGAUUGAUUGAUUGAUUGAUUGAAUGUUAUUGGACACUGUUAGUGUCCCAAAUGUCACUAUCUCUAUAUAGUGCACAACUUUUGAGUCCUAUGGGCCAUGGUCAAAAGUAGUGCACUAUAAAGGCAAUAGGGUGCCAUUUGUGACGCAAACCCUCUUUGUGAAGUGUGCAUGGAUAUGGAUUGGCCCCCUUUGGCCUUAAAAUGCAAGACUUUUCAGUGUUAUUUUGUCAUGAAACUGAUCAUGUGAACAAAUGUAAGCCAUGGCAUUGAAAAAUGUACAUUCUGUCUCCUGAUAAUCAUGUAACAAAGUUGCUUUACAUUUGGGACCCCAAGAGGAGUAUAGUUAAAUGUUGUUAGUUUAUUUUUAAGUGGGGUACACUGUACUGAAGUACAGGCAUCGUGAUCCUGACAACGAUGUUUGAUGACCAUCCUAAGCUUUAAUUUCUCAUUUGGAUAGAUUUUUAGUGGCCUUUCUAGUUUUAAUCAAGGGGCAUCAGAACAUUUACCUCAACAGACCAAGAUUUUGGUUAGCUUUUUAAGUCUUGUUGGCUUAGUCAUGAAGUCAAACUCUUGCUCACCCAUAAUGAACAGGAGCACAGAUAUUAAAGUAUGCUUUCAUUUUAUUUCUCAAAAAGGAAUGAAGAGGUGAGAUGAAAUGAAUGGAUCAAGGCAAGAACCCGAGGAAAUGCAAUAUGUAGUCUAUAGUAUUUUGAAAGCAACUAAACAUUCCAAAGUUUUGUGUGGAGAAAAAGGCAUCUAUUUUUGUCAUUUGCAUUCGUAUAUCCUCGUAGUUUCUGAUGGUUUAGUGAUUGUAUUAUAAGCAUCGAAUUUACCAGCACUUCUAUAAUUUAUUCGAUUGAGUAUAAAACUGCGUUAUUUGGGUUUGUUUUUGGAGUGGAGUGUAACCGGCCUAUCUAAACUAGCAUGAUCCGAAAUCGAAUACAUUUUUUUCUGUUCAUCCGUUGAUUACCAUAAAUUCGUUUUUAUUCUAAGAUAUUGACACUUUAAUCAAUCAAGCAGGAGAUUACAUUUGAUAGCAUUUUCUUUAAGUAUUAAAUUAUGAUUUGGCAGGAAACUCAUUGGUUCAUGCGCAACUGACAAAUGUACAACAUGAAAUGUAUUUUGUUUUGUAUUUUGCUUCUUAGUUUUCAUAUCAAAUAAAUGUAUGGUGGUCUCAAUUAUAGAUUUCUCAUGGUUUCGAUCGUGAACGCUCCAGGGAGAAUAUUUUUUUGUGAUUCUUUUAAAGCUGUUUAACCAUCCACGAGACCAGAAAUAUUAAAAGAAAAUGAAUCCCCCACCUGCAGAUUAUGUUCAUCCUUUGGUAAAUAAAUCUAACUUGAUUUUUAGAUCUACAACCCUCAUGGACAACAUUUUGAUAGACGUCUGUGCGAUAAUCUUAGGCAAAUGCACCCAUCAUAUUUCUGGGACGUAGGCAAACUGAUAACUGAAACUAUAAUCCAAUCGAUGUGCUUUUAUAGCAUUUGAUCCCAUUAAAUGGUCAAACUGUUCUGCAUAGCUGGUGCACUCCAGACGCCCUGUCCAGUUCAUAGAGAGGGUUAAUUAAAGCAUCGUCCCACGAGGAGCAGUAAUGCAGUGACAGCGGUUUCCACAAUGCCCACCUGACUUGAAUGGGAAAGAGAGAAUUUGGAGGCUUUGGACACUGACAAGGAACAGACUACAUCCAACGCCAGAACAAGGAUAUAACAAUUGCAGGAUGAAAGCCAACAAACAAGUUACCACGGCGAAUCACAACGGGGACGGGGGGGACAUGAACAGGAGGCAGAGCUAUCCGGGCGACCAGCGGGUGAAACAUGCCAACAUAACCACAAAGAUUUGGGUGAAAGUGGCGAUGGCGAUUGCUUAUUUCCUAUGCGUGUCAAUAGCUGCCUUUAUUCUGGCAAUCUACUAUGUGUUCUUUUGGAGUCCGGAUCCUGUCAAUAGCCCGGCAUCGGACAAUGUCACCAUCCCGGCAGGAACGAACAACACAACGUGCCAGCCAAGGUUGUGA
Coregonus sp. 'balchen' is the source of this 7002-nucleotide messenger RNA. The record is from the annotation of a GenBank genome assembly. NCBI's taxonomy places the organism in Eukaryota, Metazoa, Chordata, Actinopteri, Salmoniformes, Salmonidae.